Vitis riparia (riverbank grape) is the source of this 5614-nucleotide messenger RNA. RefSeq lists its product as uncharacterized. Gene Ontology annotation, biological process: recognition of pollen; protein phosphorylation. Gene Ontology annotation, molecular function: protein serine/threonine kinase activity; ATP binding. The transcript has 14 exons. NCBI's taxonomy places the organism in Eukaryota, Viridiplantae, Streptophyta, Magnoliopsida, Vitales, Vitaceae. The coding region runs from base 214 to 5523 and encodes 1769 amino acids. The record is from RefSeq and is a predicted model, not a curated record.
AGUCAAUCAAAGCAGAAUAGUAUGACAAGGUCACUACCACAGUGAAGCGGGGAAGCAUACUGAUCCCAUCUUCUCUUUCACACAGCGACCUGCCUAACUCGUUGGAGGGGAUUCCCGGAAUUUCCUUUUGUGCAGGUAUUGAGAUCAUCCAUUGGAGCUAGCGAAAUCAGGUACCAACACAUAUCACGGAAUCAUCGCUGUGUAAGACCGUAUAUGCCGCCUCCGAAAAUGGUUCUGCAAUUCUUGCUUCUACUCCUUGCGCUUCCGUUUUGUACUCCUGCUGACACCAUAACUCCGACCCGACCCCUAAGGGACGGAGACUUUCUGGUGUCUAAAGGAGCACGCUUCGCUCUUGGGUUCUUCUCCCUCGGCAACCUCAACCACCGCUACGUUGGAAUUUGGUAUUACAAUAUUUCAAAACAAACAGUUGUAUGGGUCCUUAACAGAGACGAUCCAAUCAAUGACACCUCCGGAGUGCUCUCAAUUCAUACCAGAGGAAACCUCGUUCUCUACCGCCGAGACUCUCCUCUCUGGUCCACAAACGUCUCUGUCUCAUCGGUCAACAGCACGGUAGCUCAGCUUUUGGACACAGGUAACCUAGUUUUGAUCCAAAAUGAUGGUAAAAGGGUUGUAUGGCAAGGCUUUGAUUAUCCCACAGAUACCAUGCUUCCCUACAUGAAGCUAGGACUUGAUAGGAGAACCGGGUUGAAUCGGUUCCUAACAUCUUGGAAGUCACCGAGUGACCCAGGAACCGGUGAAUACUCGUACAAGAUGGAGGUAAGUGGGUCUCCUCAACUAUUCUUGCAAAAGGGUUUCGAUCUGAUUUGGCGAAACGGCCCCUGGAAUGGUCUACGGUGGGCGGGUGUGCCGGAGAUGAAUACCGGCUUCUUAUUCAACGCCAGUUUUUUGAACAACGAGGAUGAGGUCUCUGUGGUAUUCGGCAUGGUGCAGCCCUCAAUUUUGUCCAGAUUAACGGUGGACAGUGAUGGACUCGUCCGCCGCUACACGUGGCAGGAAUCGGACCGUAAAUGGGUACCAUUCUGGUUCGCGCCGGGGGAACGCUGCGACAAUUAUGCCCGGUGUGGGCCCAACGGCAAUUGCAACCUCUAUACAGCAGACGACUUUGAGUGCACGUGCCUUGCGGGAUUCGAGCCCAAGUCAGCACGUGAAUGGUCAUUGAGAGACGGGUCGGGCGGGUGUGUGAGGAUCCAAGGCGCGAACUUGUGUAGGAGUGGGGAAGGGUUCAUAAAAGUGGCACAAGUGAAGGUACCGGACACAUCGGCGGCGCGCGUUGACACGAGCUUGAGCUUGGAAGAGUGCAGAGAGGAGUGCUUGAAUAACUGCAACUGCAGUGCGUACACAAGCGCUAACGUGAGUGGAGGAGGGAGUGGGUGCUUGUCCUGGUAUGGGGAUUUGAUGGACACAAGAGUAUUCACCAAAGGGGGCCAAGCCUUAUUUCUUCGUGUGGAUGCUAUUACUUUAGCUCAAAGUAAAAGAAAGAAAAAUAUAUUUCACAAGAAAUGGAUGAUCGGGAUUCUCACAAUGGGGGUUGCUUUAGUCACGGUUCUCAUGGUCUCCUUAUCUUGGUUGGCAUCGAAGAAGAGAAAAGGUAAAGGAAGACAACACAAAGCGUUGUUUAAUUUAAGCUUGAAUGAUACAUGGCUUGCACACUAUUCAAAAGCAAAGCAAGUCAAUGAAAGCGGGACAAAUUCUGAAUUGCAAUUAUUUGAUCUAAGCACUAUAGUUGCAGCAACAAAUAAUUUCUCUUUCACUAAUAAACUUGGACGGGGCGGUUUUGGCUCGGUUUAUAAGGGUCAACUAUCUAACGGACAAGAAAUAGCUGUGAAGAGAUUAUCAAAGGAUUCAAGGCAAGGAGUAGAAGAAUUUAAGAAUGAAGUCACUUUAAUUGCAAAACUCCAACACAGGAAUCUUGUGAAGCUUCUAGGUUGUUGUAUUGAAGAAGAAGAGAAAAUGUUAAUCUAUGAGUACUUGCCAAACAAAAGCUUGGACUCUUUCAUUUUUGAUGAAACAAAAAGAUCAAUGUUGACUUGGGAGAAGCGCUUUGAAAUCAUUAUUGGAAUUGCCCGGGGGAUCUUAUAUCUUCAUCAAGACUCAAGAUUAAGAAUCAUACAUAGAGAUCUAAAAGCAAGUAAUGUUCUAUUAGAUGUUGAUAUGAUCCCAAAAAUUUCAGAUUUUGGUAUGGCUAGAUUAUUUGGCGGGAAUCAAAUUGAAGGAAGCACAAAUCGGGUAGUUGGAACAUAUGGUUAUAUGUCACCUGAAUAUGCAAUGGAAGGACUAUUUUCAAUCAAAUCUGAUGUAUAUAGUUUCGGGGUUUUGCUAUUAGAGAUUAUUACUGGGAGAAGAAACACAACUUAUUAUUGUGAUAGUCCCUCCUUCAACUUAGUUGGAUAUGUUUGGAGCCUAUGGAAUGAAGGGAAAGCCUUGGAUAUAGUAGAUGUAUCACUAAUAAAGUCAAAUCAUGCAAACGAAGGAUUGAGAAGCAUCCAAAUUGGACUCUUAUGUGUGCAAGAAUUUGCAAUAGAUCGACCUACCAUGUUGACAAUUAUUUCCAUGUUGGGUAACAACUCCACUCUUCCUCCUCCUAAUCAACCUGCAUUUAUCAUGAAAACAUGUCAUAAUGAUGCAAAGUCACCUAAUGUAGGAGCUUGUUCCAUAAAUGAGGUAACAAUAACUAUGGAUGUAGAUAUCAUUAAGCUCCGUCACGUAGUCACCACUUGCCAGUUCAAUCCAUGCGUCAAAAUUGAAGUUGAACAGUUGGGUAGGUGCAAUUUUGAAGUCAUCAAUUCUAUGGUAGAUAUAAUACAGCUGCAACUUUGUCCAAUUCAUAAAUGUGGUGUCGAGAUAGUGCAAAUGCAACUCUGUCUAAAGCUUUUGUCAUUUGCUCCACUCGUUCCUUCAUGGUAUGCCUCGUUAGUUUGUGCUGUAGAAUUGCUCUGUCUCAUCCACCACGCUCAACAUCGGCAACACGGAAGUCAUCACUUUAUCAUGCAGUCACAUAUGCAUCCUGUAAAGAUGUUUCUUCAGUACUUGCUUCUAUUCCUUAUGCUCCCACUUUGCAGCUCCACUGACACCAUAACUCCCAACCAACCCUUCAGAGAUGGUGACCUUCUAGUCUCUAAACAGUCCAGGUUCGCUCUUGGCUUCUUCAGUCCACGGAAUUCUACACUCCGAUAUAUUGGAGUUUGGUACAACACAAUUCGUGAACAAACCGUUGUAUGGGUUCUUAACAGAGACGAUCCUAUCAACGAUACCUCCGGAGUCCUCUCCAUCAACACUUCUGGAAACCUCCUUCUGCACCGCGGAAACACUCAUGUAUGGUCCACAAACGUUUCCAUCUCAUCAGUGAACCCUACUGUGGCUCAGCUGUUAGAUACCGGAAACCUAGUCUUGAUCCAUAACGGUGACAAGAGGGUUGUGUGGCAAGGCUUUGAUUAUCCCACAGAUAGUUGGAUUCCCUACAUGAAACUCGGACUGAAUCGGAGAACCGGUUUCAACAGGUUCCUAACUUCUUGGAAGUCCCCAACCGACCCAGGAACCGGGAAAUACUCGCUUGGAUUUAACGUCAGUGGGUCUCCUCAAAUAUUUUUGUACCAGGGUUCAGAGCCGCUAUGGAGAACCGGUAACUGGAACGGGCUCCGGUGGAGCGGUCUGCCGGUGAUGAAGUACAUAAUCCAACACAAAAUUAUCUUUUUGAACAAUCAAGAUGAAAUCUCUGAGAUGUUUACUAUGGUCAACGCGUCGUUUCUCGAGCGGGUGACGGUGGACCACGAUGGAUAUCUCCAGCGGAACAUGUGGCAGGAAAGAGAAGGCAAAUGGUUCAGCUUCUACACAGCCCCAAGGGACAGGUGCGACAGGUACGGCCUGUGCGGACCCAACAGCAACUGCGACGACAGCCAGGCCGAGUUUGAGUGCACGUGCCUGGCGGGGUUCGAGCCCAAGUCGCCACGUGACUGGUUCUUGAAAGACGGCUCAGCGGGAUGUCUGAGGAAGGAAGGAGCGAAGGUGUGCGGGAACGGGGAAGGGUUUGUGAAGGUGGGACGUGCGAAGCCCCCAGAUACAUCGGUGGCACGUGUGAACAUGAACAUCAGCAUGGAAGCGUGUAGAGAGGAGUGCCUGAAGGAGUGUUCUUGCAGUGGAUACGCGGCUGCAAAUGUGAGUGGAAGUGGGAGUGGGUGCUUGUCUUGGCAUGGGGAUUUGGUGGAUACAAGAGUGUUUCCUGAAGGGGGCCAAGAUUUAUAUGUGCGUGUGGAUGCCAUCACUCUAGCUGAAAAUCAAAAGCAGUCAAAAGGUUUCCUUGCGAAAAAGGGGAUGAUGGCAGUUUUGGUGGUGGGGGCUGCUGUGAUUAUGGUUCUCUUGGUCUCCUCAUUUUGGUUCUUAAGGAAGAAGAUGAAAGUGAGAGAAAGACAAAACAAAAUGUUGUAUAAUUCGAGACCUGGUGCUACAUGGCUGCAAGACUCUCCAGGAGCUAAGGAGCAUGAUGAAAGUACAACCAAUUCUGAAUUACAAUUCUUUGAUCUGAACACCAUAGUUGCAGCCACAAAUAAUUUCUCUUCUGAGAACGAACUUGGACGUGGUGGUUUUGGCUCAGUUUAUAAGGGUCAACUAUCUAAUGGACAAGAAAUAGCUGUGAAAAAAUUAUCAAAGGAUUCAGGACAAGGAAAAGAAGAAUUUAAGAAUGAAGCAACACUUAUUGCAAAACUCCAACACGUGAAUCUUGUGAGGCUUUUGGGUUGUUGCAUUACAGAAGAAGAGAAGAUGUUAGUCUAUGAGUACUUGCCAAACAAAAGUUUAGACUCUUUCAUUUUCAAUGAAACAAAGAAGUCAUUGUUAGAUUGGAGGAAACGCUUUGAAAUUAUUGUCGGAAUUGCUCGAGGAAUCUUAUAUCUUCAUGAGGACUCUAGAUUAAGAAUCAUACACAGAGAUCUAAAAGCAAGCAAUGUUCUACUCGAUGCCGAAAUGCUUCCAAAAAUUUCAGAUUUUGGCUUGGCUAGAAUAUUUCGAGGAAAUCAAAUGGAAGGAAACACAAAUCGAGUAGUUGGAACAUAUGGUUACAUGUCACCUGAGUAUGCGAUGGAAGGGUUAUUUUCAACAAAAUCCGAUGUUUAUAGCUUCGGAGUUUUGUUGUUAGAGAUUAUUACUGGGAGAAAAAAUAGCACUCACUAUCGAGACAACCCAUCCAUGAACUUAGUUGGAAAUGUUUGGAACCUAUGGGAAGAAGACAAAGCCUUGGAUAUAAUUGAUUCGUCACUAGAAAAGUCAUACCCUAUAGAUGAAGUAUUGAGAUGCAUCCAAAUUGGGCUCUUGUGUGUGCAAGAAUCUGCAAUCGAUCGACCUACCAUGUUGACAAUUAUUUUCAUGUUGGGUAACAACUCUGCUCUUCCUUUUCCUAAACGGCCUACAUUUAAUUCAAAAACAACUCACAAGGGUCAAGAUUUAUCAUCCUCUGGUGAAGGACUUUUAUCUGGAAAUAAUGUGACCUUGACUUUGCUUCAACCUCGUUAAAUGCUUACACUCUCACAUGUUGUAUGUUUAUCCUCCAUGACAAUGAAUUGUAUACACGAUAUCACUAAGAGAACGUGACCUUCUGAUUUAA